This is a messenger RNA of Lottia gigantea (owl limpet), 594 nucleotides long. RefSeq lists its product as hypothetical. Gene Ontology annotation, molecular function: NADP binding; dihydrofolate reductase activity. The record is from RefSeq and is a predicted model, not a curated record. The transcript has a single exon. Gene Ontology annotation, biological process: folic acid metabolic process; dihydrofolate metabolic process; tetrahydrofolate biosynthetic process. Bases 1 to 594 code for a protein of 197 amino acids. Gene Ontology annotation, cellular component: mitochondrion. NCBI's taxonomy places the organism in Eukaryota, Metazoa, Mollusca, Gastropoda, Lottiidae.
AUGUGUACGAAGAGGUUGAAUAUCGUCGUGGCUGCUUGUAAAAACAAUGGUAUCGGCGUUAACGGUAGUAUACCAUGGCGUUUGAAAAAGGAUAUGGCGAUGUUUAGGCAUAUAACAUCUGAUACAGUAGAUGAAUCCAAACAGAAUGCUGUGAUAAUGGGUAGAAAGACAUGGAUGUCAAUACCAGACAAAUUUAGACCAUUGAAAAAUAGGGUCAAUAUCAUUUUAAGUAACACGCUAUCAGAAAGCCCAGAUGGGACAUAUAUUGUUAAGAAUUUUCAACAAGCUUUAUCUUUGGUCAAUUCGGACAAAAUGAAACAACAAAUUGAAUCGGUUCAUAUAAUUGGGGGAAGUAGUGUUUAUAAAGAGGCCAUGGAAUCUGACUACGAUUGUCGUGUAUAUCUGACCAAAGUAGAUGCUGAUUUUGAAUGUGACACCUUUUUACCACCAAUCGAAGAAAGUCUCUUUCAACGUGUUAAAAAUCCAUCUAAUAUCCCUUCUGAUGUUCAAGAAGAAAAUGGUAUCCAGUUUACAUAUGAAAUUUAUGACAAGACCACAGACCAGAGCGAUAGAGAAUCGCCCGUUUCACGAUAA